AUGGCGUUGGAGGUGCAACCGCCCAGCGAUCGCAAGCGGGUGAAAGUUUACGAACUCAGAGAUAAUGACUGGUUUGAUCGGGGAACGGGAUUUUGUACGGGGCAGAUACUCGACGUGAGUGAUGGUCGCCACCGUGUGUCCGCAGCGCGAACAGCGUCGCCGCUCGUCGGGCGCAAAUGCUGCGCCGAUGAGCCGCGGAUAUUCGUCGAGUCGGAAGAUGAGCCUAAUCGGGUGCUCCUGGAGACAAAAAUCUCCAAGGAUGACGGCUAUCAAAAGCAACAAGAAACCUUGAUCGUAUGGACGGAGCCAAACGGGACAGACAUGGCGCUGAGUUUCCAGGAAGCGGAAGGGUGCGCUGUGAUCUGGAAUUUUGUCAACAACGUUCAACAGCAUCUUCUUAGCAUGGCUCCAGGAGAAGACGCCCUCUCGGACGAUAUCGAAAGCUACCAAUCGAUCAUGUUGCCUCCACCCGAGCUCGGAAAUCUGCCUGAGAUUGACCAUGUCAUGAGGGCCGCUAGCAUUACACAAGCCGGACGCGAUGCGCUAUCGAAAUUCGUCAUCCGAGAGGAGUACAUUCCCAAGCUUAUUCCAUUGGUCACGAUGGCGGAGGACCUCGAAAGUCUUUCUGAUCUACAUCGCCUUUGUAAUAUCAUGAAAUCGCUUAUUCUCUUAAAUGACAACACCAUCAUCGAGACCGUGGUCACGGAUUCCAUUAUCCUCGGCGUGGUCGGGGCGUUGGAAUAUGAUCCUGAGUUCCCUACCCACAAAGCCAAUCAUCGGCAAUACCUCGCCGACAAGUCGCGCUAUAAGGAAGUCGUGCCUAUCAAAGAUGCCAUGAUUCGUCGCAAAAUCAGCUACACCUGGCGUCUGCAAUAUCUCAAGGAUGUGGUUCUAGCUCGAAUCCUAGAUGACCCCACCUUUUCGGUUCUGAACUCCCUGAUAUUUUUCAACCAGGUCGAAAUCGUCAACCAUAUCCAGGCGAAUGCCCCUUUCUUGAAGGAAUUGUUUACAGUCUUUGACCCGAGAAGUGCGGACACCAAGCGCAAAGAAGACGCAGUUCAAUUCAUCCACCAAUGCGCUGUUAUCGCAAAGAAUUUGCAGGCGCCGGCGCGUGCCAAUCUCUUUGCCAACUUCAUUAGCCACGGUCUGUUCGCUGUCAUCGCUUUUGCCAUAAAGCACCCCAAGCCGGCUUUGCGCACAACCGGGAUCGAUAUCCUAGUAGCGCUUCUUGAUCAUGAUCCCAUUAUGAUGCGCGGAUAUAUGCUCAAGGCUGUCAACGAGAAGAAGACGCCACUUACCGAUACGCUUAUUGACCUGCUGCAUACGGAGUCCGACCUGGGGGUCAAGAAUCAACUUGCAGAUGCCGUCAAAGUUCUAUUGGACCCUCAGAUCCCUCUGCAGGAUACUAUGGGUCGGGCUGGACCCGAGCACUAUAACAAACCGCGUCCCAAUAUCCUGUCGGAUGUCUUUGUCCAGAACCAUUUCGACGAAUCUGCGCGCAGGCUAUUUUGGCCGUUGAAACGACUCGAACAUGCUGACCACCUACACCACGUAACCUUUCAAGAAGUAGCACUGUAUUCUCACCUCGUUGAUAUCCUAACGUUCUUUGUCCGUCAACAUUUAUACCGAAGUCGGAACGUCAUCCACAAUGAAUCACUUGCUCCUCGAAUCGCCCAAUUGCUCGCGGUGCCCCAUAAGCAUCUCAAGCUGACUGCGUUGAGAUUCUUCCGCGCUCUGACCAGUCUCCAAGAUACCUUCUACCAAGCCUUAAUGACCCAUAACAACAUCUUUGGCCUGAUCCUCGAUAUUGUCUACGAGACGAUGCCCCGUGAUAAUUUACUGAAUUCGGCUUGCCUCGAACUCUUCGAAGCGAUCCGAUGCGACAAUAUGAAACCCUUUGUGCUGCAUGUCGUUGAGAAGUACGGCGAGAAGAUCAGAAAUAUCACCUAUGUGGAUACGUUCAAGAAUUUAAUCGUUCGCUACGAGCAGCUGCAGGGCUACGGUGGCGAGCCGGAUUCAACUCUACUGUCACAUGAGGAAACACCGUCUCGGAGGAUACAGGCCAAUGGGCAGCGUUGGCAGGGCGUCAGCGAAAUGGAUGCCGCCGAGGAGGAGUAUUUCAACACCUCUGAUGAUGAAGAGUGGCAGCCGAAGAGUACGCGGAACACAUCGGAGGUUUCACACAUGCAGAAUGGCGCUGCAUCGCCUGUUGUCAAACCUCUCGUUGAUUACCCAGAUGAUGAUGAAGAAGAUGCAAUGGAUACGAAGUCGGAACCCGGCGAUCGUCAAGUGCAACAAAACCGGGAGGAGCCACAGCAAGAUGGCUCAAGUCACGAUGAUGCUGUCAGUCUUGGCGAAAGAUCACCGUCCACUCCGGUAUCUAUGAUAGUCCAAACACCCCCGGAGAGAUUGUCGGAGAAGCGUCGGCGCGAAGAAGAGGACGAUGAUGAGUUGAUAAAGCUCACCUCCGGACCAAAACGAAGAAGCUCGACAAGCGCGGGUCCCGGCAGUGCAGGGCUCUUGCGGAGAAAGCGAAGUGUGUCGAUUGGCUCGCUUGCGGCCAAUGACAAGGGGGCAGCAUUGGGAAACCUCAAUAGCAGCGCUUCGCCAAAAAGGAUAGCUAUCAAUCUUAGCUCGGCAACAACGAAAGCGUCUGAUGCAGGUUCUACCCAAUCAGUCACAGACCAAGCGAGCAAUGAGAAGGAAAACCGGGACGACAACCACAGCGGUGGUAUUUCAAAUCCCUGA
Aspergillus sclerotioniger CBS 115572 is the source of this 2748-nucleotide messenger RNA. Its product is annotated as SMEK family protein. The record is from RefSeq and is a predicted model, not a curated record. The transcript is spliced from 9 exons. Gene Ontology annotation, molecular function: protein phosphatase activator activity. The coding region runs from base 1 to 2748 and encodes 915 amino acids. Gene Ontology annotation, cellular component: protein phosphatase 4 complex; nucleoplasm. Lineage: Eukaryota; Fungi; Ascomycota; Eurotiomycetes; Eurotiales; Aspergillaceae. Gene Ontology annotation, biological process: protein dephosphorylation; DNA damage response.